Mugil cephalus (flathead mullet) is the source of this 2076-nucleotide messenger RNA. It is a transcript of the gene dek, whose product is annotated as DEK proto-oncogene. Gene Ontology annotation, cellular component: nucleus. Gene Ontology annotation, biological process: regulation of double-strand break repair; chromatin organization. The record is from RefSeq and is a predicted model, not a curated record. The transcript is spliced from 12 exons. Lineage: Eukaryota; Metazoa; Chordata; Actinopteri; Mugiliformes; Mugilidae. Gene Ontology annotation, molecular function: histone binding; DNA binding. The coding region runs from base 465 to 1787 and encodes 440 amino acids.
UUUUGCUCUAAUGACAGUCAGCGACGCUCCGGGCGUUUGGAGACACGUUCCGUUUAAAUGUUUCACGCCUCUUUUUCUCCGUCUGACGGCCGGACGUUGCUAACAUCUCUGCUAACGUCAGUGUUAGCAUCGGCGGCUAACUGCGCGGGGAGCGAAUGCUAACAACUCGGCUCAUUUAUAAACUCUGCUUCAAACUCGGUCAAGGCGGAAAAGUGGGCGAGGAACAGCAGAUCAGAUCAGAACCGGUCCUGGACGGGUUGUUUCGUGUCUCGGUCCGAUGGCGGCUAACGGCUAACUAACGACAAGUUGCAGCGCGCCAAUUCACCGGGACGUUUAUUCUGUUAUUGCGGAGGAAUAAAGCCUCAAAUCAAACCAGAAUCUAAAUCCUAAAGAUCCUUAAAACACAGAGAAGCUCCACAGCAGAUUCUCAGCUUCAGGCACGAGCGGGAUUCACGGCUGCAGACAUGAGCAAUGUGGACGAGGAAGCGAUGGACAGUCCUGCAGUGUCUGAGGAGGAGGAGACGUCCCAGGACGACCAGACGAGUCCCAACAAAGGCAGCUCCAAAUCUCCUGCCAUUGGUGAAAUCAUUGAAGGAAAACGAGCAAAGAAGACGGUGGAGAGACUCGACUUUCAGGCGCCGAAGCAAAUGAAGAAGCUGCAGAUUGGAGAUGGUAGUGGAGAUAAAUUAGGAGACAUCCCACGCACCAGCUACCAGAUCACCAAGAUGAAGCCGGCGGACCUGAAGCCUCUGCACGCCAUCGUGUUCGACCGACCGGGGAAGAUGGCGACAAUAAAGAAGAACCUGCGGCUGUUCAACGGCUUCUCUUUCGAUGCAGACAGUGAACAGUUCACAAAGAAACGAGAAAAACUUCUCAAGAGCUCACAUUUCACCAACAGCAAACUGAAGGUGGUCUGCAGCGUCCUGGACCUGGAGAAGAAAGGAACCCACUCUGACCUGGUCGACCGGAUCCUGAGCUUCCUCAUCGCACCCAAGAACAGCGGGAAGCGCCUGCCCGUCAAGAAGAAGAAGAAGUCCAAGAAGAAGCUGCUGGGCGACGACUCCAACGCUAAGACCAAAAAGAAGAGCAAACCCAAAGCCAGGAGCUCGACGUCCAGUCCCAAGAAGUCCAAACCGGGAAGCAAGUCCAAGGCCAUCGUCAUGGAAACGAGCAGCGACGAGGACGACGAUGAGGAGGAUGAGAAGACGGGGGCUUCAGCCGAGGCCGAGGGGUCGGACAUGGAGGAGAAACCUUCAGACAGGGGGGAGCCGUCUGAUAAGUCAGAGGAGUCUGAGGAGGACGAGGACGAGGAGGAGGAGGAGGAGGAGGAGUCCUCCAGGUCAAAGUCCAGCCGAGGGAAGACGUCGUCCAAGAAGACGUCGUCCAUCAAGAGACAGAGGACACCAACGAAGAAGACGGGACCCCCGAAGAAAAGAGUGAGGAAGGAAAGUUCAGACGAGUCUGAUGGAGACAGUGACGCUGAGAAGCCCAAACAGAAGAAAAUCUCUCGAGCUAAAACGAAGAAGGCCGACAGCAGCAGCAACAGGACCAACACAGACACAGCGAAGGACAGUUCAGACGAGGACGAGCCGCUGAUUAAGAUGAUCAAGAAAAGUCCGAGUGACGAGCAGCUGAAGGAGACGGUGCAGAGUCUCCUGAAGGACGCGAACCUGGAGGAGAUGACCAUGAAACAGAUCUGCCAGAGGGUCUUUGACACGUACCCGGAUCAGGACCUGACGAACAGGAAGAGCUUCAUCAAAGAAACAGUGAAAUCACUCAUCACAUGAGGGACCAGAGGACCAGGGGACGACGAGGAGGACAAGGGGACGACGAGGAGGACAAGGGGACGACCAGGGGACGACCAGGAGGACAAGGGGACGACCAGGGGACGACCAGGGGACCAGAGGAGGAACCAGAGGAGGAACCAGGAGGAGGAGAUGUGGGAUCGUAUUUUUAUUCUGGUGUGACUUGUUUGUAGCUUCUCAUUUUAACUCUUGAGGAAUCGGUUCUGGACGUUUUCUCUGUGUUGAAUGAAAAUAUUUCUCUGAAUGAUUAAAAUUUACGUUUUGGAACAAA